Molecule: messenger RNA, 2137 nt
Organism: Empidonax traillii (willow flycatcher)
Lineage: Eukaryota; Metazoa; Chordata; Aves; Passeriformes; Tyrannidae
Gene: PPP1R15B
Product: protein phosphatase 1 regulatory subunit 15B
Exons: 2
Coding region: 1-1974 (657 amino acids)
Biological process (GO): response to endoplasmic reticulum stress
Cellular component (GO): endoplasmic reticulum; protein phosphatase type 1 complex
Molecular function (GO): protein phosphatase regulator activity
Source: RefSeq, a predicted model, not a curated record
AUGUCCCCUGACCCCCAGGGACCCCCCCCAAAUUCCCGGAUUGGAGGGGGGAACACUUGGGGCGUCCCCCCUGCAGUUCCGCGCUCCGCCGCCGGGGGAGCUGCCGCGCAGGUCUCGCCGGCUGAUGCAAUCCGGGGGGGCGUGGCCACGCGGGGAGUGGGCGGGCUGACAGCGACACCGCCCAAUGGGCGGUGGCGGCGCGGGGAGGGCGUGGCGGGUGUUGGCACCGCCCCCCCGUCCCCGGUGUGCCGUGAGCGCCGAGGCGGCGGCGCCGCCAUUUUGUGCCCGAAGCCGCCUCAGGAUGGAGCCCAGACCCGACCCGCAGCCGCUCUUCGCCCGCCGAGCCCUCAGACCCGCCGCGCCACCACGGAGCGCCGCCUCGCACACCCCUCCGCACCGCUGGCAGCGCUGAACGGCUCCAUGGAGCACAGCGGACGCGAACGCGCCGGCUGGGCCCGGCUGGGCCUGGCCGCGGCCUGGCCGAAGCUGGCGGGGCCCACCGCGGCCCCCUCGGGCGGCUCGUCCCAGGCGAGCCCACCCUUCUCGUGGCUGAGGGUGCUGUCGCAGCUGCUGUCGCCGCUGCCCGCGCUGCUGCAGCGGCUGCUGCCCGGCCCCGCGCUCAGCACCGCGCUCUGCCCCGCCGAGGCGCCGCCGCCUCUCGUGCUGCUGCCUCAGCCGGAGCCCGCGCCGGGCUGGGCCGAGGAGCCCCCGGAGAAGCCCCCGGCGGGGCUGUGGGGGGCCGGGCUGGUGCGGAGCGCCCUCCCCGUGGACUGGUUCGUUUUGGGCACGGAGCAGGGCAAGAGCCACCUGCCGCAGCCGCUGCGGGCCGAGCCCCUGCCCGAGGCCGAGUUCCUCCGCAGCAAGCGCCUGGCGUUCCUCCAGCGCUGGCACCUGCCCGUGCCCGACCCCGACCACGGCUACCACAGCCUGGAGGAGGAGCAGCAGCACAGGGAUGUUCGCCGGGACCAGCGGGGCGGUGCCGGGCAGCUGGAGCAGCCCGAGGACGCAGGGAGACAGCCCGUGGAGCAGGAGGGGCUCCGGGAUGCGGCUGAGGAGGUGAAAGCGUUGCCCGAAGGGGAUGGUGAGGACUCGGACACAGAGCAAAACCUCCCGGUUUCGACCAGACCUGCGUGUGCGAAUAAAUUAAUUGAUUAUAUCAUCGGCGGAGUUUUCAGCGGGGAGGAGAGUGAGGGUGAGGAGGACUGGGAUGAUGAUGAGGAGGAUGAUGACGAUGAUGGGUUCGACAGCGAAGAGCUUCCCUCGGACUCAGACGCUGGCAGCCAGGACGGGGAGAGGCUUCACCUCUGGAAUUCCUUCUAUAGCUUGGAUCCCUACGACCCUCAAAACUUCACAGCCACCAUUCAGACAUCUUCCAGCGAUCCGGGAAGGGAUAUGUCGGAUGUGGAAGAGGAGGAAGAAGAGGAGGAGGAGGAAGAAGAAGAAGAAGAAGACUCAUGGGCAGAGUCCUCCUCAGGCUCUGCUCAUAGUUCUGAAGAGGAGGACGAGUGGGACUGUGGCAGCGUGGAUGAGGCGGAAAGCUUGAAACUUUGGAACUCGUUCUGCACCUCGGACGAUCCUUAUAACCCUCUAAAUUUCACGGCAGCCUUUCAGACAGAGAAAAAAGGGCCGCCGCGUUCGGUCCCUGCCGAGCACUUCACCGUGUGCCGGGUCCAGCUGGAGAGACACAGCUGUGGGCUCGGUGACCUGGGGCAGCGUGGAAUUCUGUCCGGGGAGAAAGCCGCCAAUUCCAAGCGGAAAAAGGUCACCUUCCUUGAAAAAGUGACUGAGUAUUACAUAAGCAGCGAGGAGGAUCGGAAAGGACCCUGGGAGGAGAUGGCACGAGAUGGCUGCAGGUUCCAGAAACGGAUCCAGGAAACAGAGGAAGCCAUAGGAUAUUGCUUCACCACAGAGCACAGGCAGAGAGUGUUCCACAGGCUCCAGGAAACCUCCUCCCAGGGGGGUGAUCUGUUCUAGCCCCUCACACCACCUGGUAGUUGUGUGACCCUAAAACACCCACAGACACCUAAACGAGACGUGGCAGCUGCACGUGCUGUUCUGGAGUGGGGAGAGAAGUGGGAUUGGAAGUUUCCCAGUUUGGUGUGUUGAGCCAACAAAUAUCCCUGCGUGUCCCACUUUG